This is a messenger RNA of Emiliania huxleyi CCMP1516, 477 nucleotides long. RefSeq lists its product as hypothetical. The record is from RefSeq and is a predicted model, not a curated record. The transcript has 2 exons. NCBI's taxonomy places the organism in Eukaryota, Haptophyta, Isochrysidales, Noelaerhabdaceae. Gene Ontology annotation, molecular function: microtubule binding. Bases 1 to 477 code for a protein of 158 amino acids. Gene Ontology annotation, cellular component: mitotic spindle pole; spindle microtubule; cytoplasm.
AUGAGCCGCGCACCGACAACGGCGGCGCCCGAGCUCGGCGCCGCGCACAAGUGGUACGCCAUCCUCCUCGGCACGAGGCCCGGCUCGACGGCCGACAAGAUCAAGUCGUCCUUUGCGGUCAAGCAGCACUUUGACCGCGCGGCGGAGCUCGACCCCGCCGACCCCACCUCGCGGCACCUGGUCGGGCUGUGGUGCUACGAGGUGGCGAGGCUGUCGUGGCUCGAGCGGAAGGCGGCGAGUGCGCUCUUCGCGUCGCCGCCCGAGGCGACCUACCAGGAGGCGUACACGCACCUCUCCCACGCCGAGCGGCUCGAGCCUGGCUUCUACGCAAACAACCGGCUCCUGCUCGCAAAGUGCUGCUCGGAGAUGGGCCAGAGGCAGGAGGCGCGGGACUGGCUCGCCGAGUGCCUCGCGAUGGAGCCGCGCGACGCCGACGACCGCAAGGCGCUGCAGGAGGCGGCCAAGCUGCGCUAUUGA